AUGGAGUGGGACGAGAGCGCUACGCAGCAUGAUGAGCACGACGAAUACGAGGAGGAUCCGUACGAGUACGAAUACCAGGAGAACCCGGAAGAGGAGGAGGAUUACUAUGCUGGAAACCCCGAAGAUGAUGAAAUGUACAUACAGGACGAAGAAGGAGAAAAUUGGUACGAGGAGGACGGCGGCGAGCAAAUGCAUCUUCAGGACCAUAGCGCCGCUCACGGGGCGGCGGCAAAAGGAAGCCAGCAGCAUAUGAGAGGAGCGCAAGGUGAUGGUCAUACGGCUUCUACAGGUGGAAGAGAGACAGGCUCGAACGAUGGAACGAGCGCGAAUCAUUAUCAUUCUUCCAACAACAACACCAUGAUAGCCUCGACGACCAACUCCCAUACCCAACCGUCGCAGUCACAGUCACACCCUCAGCAGCCCACAGGGGGAAAUCAGGCAUCAUCAACAGCAUCUCCUCCUCAGUCGGACGCCCAGAUCGAGAACACAGUCGAUGAUCAGCUAGUAAGCAGUCUCCAGAGGCAAGGGAAAAGCCAAGCGGAGAUUAAAAGCGUUAUCGAUUUUGCGAAGAAUCCCCCGGGCGGUGCUGCUGGGUAG
Messenger RNA from Fonsecaea erecta, 597 nucleotides. RefSeq lists its product as hypothetical. The coding region runs from base 1 to 597 and encodes 198 amino acids. The transcript is spliced from 2 exons. NCBI's taxonomy places the organism in Eukaryota, Fungi, Ascomycota, Eurotiomycetes, Chaetothyriales, Herpotrichiellaceae. The record is from RefSeq and is a predicted model, not a curated record.